Molecule: messenger RNA, 3961 nt
Organism: Pocillopora meandrina
Lineage: Eukaryota; Metazoa; Cnidaria; Anthozoa; Scleractinia; Pocilloporidae
Source: the annotation of a GenBank genome assembly
AUGGCGACGGGAAAAGAACACGAGCUACAAAAAGUCAUUGACUCCUUUAGAGCACUGCGAAGGAGGGCCAAAGAACUAGGAAUUAAAGAUUCGCAGCUGACGAAAUUAACAUCUGUGAGGAACCUCCGUAAGAGACGAUCAACUUGUCUUGUUUUUACCAGCUUCGUCUUUGGUUUGGUGGGAAUAUUGACAGGAUUCGGAUUGAUACUUCAUCAACAAGGCUUGCUUUCGAAUCAACCUCUGUGGAAAGUUGCCGGGUAUGUCUUGGAUUUUGACAUCGAGAAAGACUUUUGUGUCAUUCCGUACCCUGAGAUAAUUUUGGACAUGUUUCGUCCGCCCGUAGAAUGCGCCAUUUGCGAAGACGUGCACCAAGUCGAUAGAGUUUCGUUGCUCUCAAGAGAGGAAUUCGUUCGAAAAUAUGCCUACACCUCGAGACCGGUGGUCAUCACAGACGGAACAAAGGAUUGGACUGCUUCGCAACAUUUUAGUUUCGAUUAUUUUAAGUCAAUUUACGGUCCUGAAAGCCCAGUUUUGUUGUCAGAAGAUCAGAAGUGUCAAUUCUUUCCCUACAAGACAAACUUUAAGUCCCUCCAAGAAGUUUUCAACAUGUCUAAAGAAGAUGCAAAUAUGAAGGGAAGUCCAUGGUAUAUCGGAUGGUAAGAGAGCUUUUUUUUUCUAUUUUCUCGUUAUUACCAUGAAGCUUUAAUGAGUGUCUCAUGAGAAAUAUGUUUGAAUGAAAACGGUGAUUUAUGAAUGGAAAUUAGCGUUUAGUAUUGUGUUAACUAUUUGUUUGAAAGUCAUGAAAUUUGAACAUGUUUUAGUUUAUGAAUUAUUGUGAAAAGUUCCACCCUGGAAAGAGUCGACAAUUCCCUUUAAUAGAACUUAUAGUUGCUGUUUUUGAGUAUGCAAUUUACGGCAAAGAGGCCAGGAAAUUUGCUAUGCUGCAUAUAAACUGUAAAAGGUUUAGUGCUCAUGAUCAGUAGUGCCAUUUAAUGAGGUAUUUUAGCUCAAUAUGCUUAAACUUAAUAUGUGUUCUUUUACUCUUUGUUUAACAGAUAAGUUUCUUGUAAAUAUUUAUAAUCUGUAACAGAAUUUGAGUUAAAUCUAAAUAUUCGACAGAAGCCAGUUACGUUUCAACCCUAAGUUGAUAACAGAGAACUGUGGCCUGAAUUUAUUGAUUUUGAAUUUCUUUCGUCAUUCCAUGAUCCUGUGAUAAGAAUUAUUUAACCAGAAAGUAAUUCCAAAACAUUUAAAAAAAUAGAUAUGUACAGAAAUUUCCUAUAGGGAAUGGAUCAGGACUUUCAAAAACUUGAAUGUUUUUGUUUCAGUUUUUUUUCCCAAUAUUAUAAUUAUACAGGCAUAUGGCCAAUACUCCACUCAAACUUUAUCAUUGCAACUGAUCAACUGAGGAAAUUUAUGUGUUUCCAAACGGUGCCAUCAGAAAAGGUUACCUAACAAAAGCUUUAAUGAGCCAUUCAAUAGAGAUACUGAUAUUUUGAAUUUAUAUGGAAGAAGGGGUUGCUCAGGGGAUCUUAAUCCAAAGGGCAAAGGAGAAUUUUGAAGAAAUUGGUUGCUAAAUGUGAGCCAUCAAUAUAAGAAGUGGUAUUAUUAUACUGUGCCUCUGAUGUUUUGAAUGAAAUGAGAUUUACAUGAUUAGUUGCAAUGUUUCUGCUUUUUGCUUAAGCUUAUUAAAAUUUAUGUAGCUCCAUAACACUUUCAAAUUAUUUUUUUCUGAAAGUGUUCUUUGCCAAAUCCACACCGUCCACCAUUUUAACUUUUUACUGUGUACAGGAUUUGAGCUGGCACAAUAUACGCAUAGUUUUAUUAUUGGAUACAAUAUGGUUGGUGGGGAAAGAUUUUCAUUUUAUAUGUAAAACCCAAUAAGCUGUCUGUGAGAAAUCUCCCUUUCAAUGUUUUAGUGUAACUAAACAGAGCUCUAAAGCCAUGCUUUUAUAAGGUUGGAGUCAAGGAAAUUCAUCUGUGAGUUAUUGCAUAUCUGUUUGUUCUGUGGCAAAAGGAACAAGGAAUGAAAAUAUGGCACUUAAUCAUUAGUUCUUAAUUAUAUGAUUUCUACAAUAUUUAGUUAUAAUAAGAAAAAAUCAGAAAUAGUUAUUAAGAAAAAAUUCAAGCAUAUGACAUGUAUUUCUAAUCAGUUUAUUUGUUGUAGAUUAAUUGAUGACACAAAUCUCUGUUUUCCUAAUGUGCGCUCUUUCAAAAAAUAAAACACUAAUGAACACUUAGAAGUGAAGAGGACAAAUGAUACAAAAUCUAAAAGGUACAUCUCUAAGGUACACUGCUUGCAAUGAAAAACAUUGACUGAUUUAUUUUCAGUGAUGAAAAAACAAUAUGCUUUUAAUGGUGUUGCUACUUUUUGAAAUAGUUUUGUUCUUUUACAUUUAUUUUUGUCAACUUUGAUAUCAUUUUCAGUAUUCUAGACAAUUUUUAGCCUGAAGUCAGGCGAGAGAGCCUUUCAGCAUGAAGACAAAAACGCAUUUUUCAGUCUAACCUCUGGUCAGAAUAGCAUUGAUGAAUGCUAACUGUAAAAAAGAUUUCCUUCCAGUUUUGCAUACUAACUCAUAUUUUUUAAUGAUUUUGUUUUGUUUCAUUAUCAUACAGGUCUAACUGUGACUCCUCAGCUGCUAAUGAACUUCGUAAACAUUACAAAAUGCCAUAUUUUCUGCCUGAGACUUCAGAAUCAAGCAAGACUGAUUGGUUGUUCAUGGGCUGCCCAGGAUAUGGUGCUCAUUUACAUGUAAGUAUUCUUGAUUUUCAAGAUCUAGUGUUAAGAUAACAAACAAUGCAAGAAACCUCCUUGAAUUUGCUUAUCUUAAAACAAAAUUUCCAAAUGUGACAUGAUUUUAUAUUGUCUGUCUGUGAAUGCAUGAAGUUAUGAUCCAUCAAAUGUUUUUAAAUUUGCAUGGUACAUUGAAGGAAAAGAGUUCAUCAUUCCUUGGCAAUUGCUUCUUAUAGAUUGACAAUGUAGGGAACCCUUCCUGGCAAGCUCAAAUUAAGGGAACCAAAAAGUGGACUUUGGAGCCCCCACCGGAAUGUGCCAAUGUUUGUGAUCCAAAGCUUGAGGUGACAGUUAACUCAGGAGAAAUAAGUAUGUCAGCUUAUAUGUUUCUUGUUACUUUUGAUAAGGGAAACCAUUGUAAGAUUGGUUAUUUACCCCCGUCCUCUCCUGAAAAAAAAAUCAAUCAUCGCAUAAGAAACACUUGUUAACCCUUAAACUCCCAAGCAUGACCAAGACAGUAUUCCUCCUUACAAUAUCACUGCAAUAUCAAGAAGAAAGUGAUGAGAAUAAAGAAAAAUAUGAAUUAGGGGAUUAUUUGUGGGUCUAAUACUAAAUUUCUGCACCAUAAUCAUAGGAAUUGUUUGGCGUAUAAUAAGGCAAAUUACAUAAUAAGAUCUUGAGAAUGAAAGGGUUAACCCCUCAACUCCCAAGAUCUGAUUGUUAAUUUCCCCCUGUAGCUGCUACAAAUUUCCUUGUAAGUAAGUUAUGAGAACUUGGUGCUAGAUUAAGAUAACAACUUCUACCUGAUAAGGUUGAAUAUUUUCAUUACCUGUUUGCUGAAGAAUGUAUGGAUAUUGUGGGGAGAAGUUUUAUGUUGAUCGCUUUUGGGAAUUAAAGGGCCAAAAGCCAAAAAAAUAUAAAAUCUUCAAGCAAGGGUACAUUAACUAGGAAGGGUACAUAAAAUUAAUGUUAAUAAAAGAUACACUUUUGUUUGGGAGCAUGGAGUAGUAUUUACUAGUGAAAAGUUAAUUUUUAUUCUUUACAUUAAUUACAAAAUGCACUUUGUUAUUUAUCCACAUUUGGACACUGUUGGUCGAAUUAAUUUAGAUUAUAAUUUUGGUGAAUUUAUUUUUGAUUGUAGUUGUUUUGGACACAAACAAGUGGUUUCACCAGACGGACAUUGUUGGCAAGGAACUAAGCAUAACUAUUGGGUCUGAAUAUGACUAA